Molecule: messenger RNA, 1116 nt
Organism: Microtus ochrogaster (prairie vole)
Lineage: Eukaryota; Metazoa; Chordata; Mammalia; Rodentia; Cricetidae
Gene: Ppp1r7
Product: protein phosphatase 1 regulatory subunit 7
Exons: 9
Coding region: 1-909 (302 amino acids)
Molecular function (GO): protein binding
Source: RefSeq, a predicted model, not a curated record
AUGGAAAAGGAACAUGAGCUGACAGUGGAUAUGGAAACCAUCAGCCUGGACCGAGAUGCAGAGGAUGUUGAUCUGAAUCACUAUCGUAUUGGAAAGAUUGAAGGCUUCGAAGUGCUGAAGAAAGUGAAGUCACUCUGCCUACGUCAAAACUUAAUUAAAUGCAUUGAGAACCUGGAGGAACUGCAGAGUCUUCGAGAACUAGAUCUCUAUGAUAAUCAGAUCAAGAAGAUUGAAAAUCUGGAGGCGCUGACAGAACUGGAGAUUCUAGAUAUUUCUUUUAAUCUGCUGAGGAACAUUGAAGGGAUUGACAAACUGACACAGCUGAAAAAACUCUUCUUGGUCAACAAUAAGAUCAGUAAAAUUGAGAACCUAAGUACCUUACAUCAACUACAGAUGCUGGAGCUGGGCUCGAACCGCAUCCGAGCAAUUGAAAAUAUCGACACGUUAACCAACCUGGAGAGUUUGUUUCUGGGGAAAAACAAAAUUACAAAACUUCAGAACCUGGAUGCACUUACCAACCUGACAGUCCUCAGUAUGCAGAGCAAUCGGCUAACAAAGAUUGAGGGUCUACAGAGCUUGGUGAACCUGCGUGAACUAUACCUCAGCCACAAUGGUAUCGAGGUUAUCGAGGGCCUGGAGAACAACAACAAACUCACCAUGUUGGACAUUGCAUCAAAUAGGAUAAAAAAGAUUGAAAAUAUCAGCCAUCUAACAGAACUGCAAGAAUUCUGGAUGAAUGACAAUCUCCUGGAGAGCUGGAGUGACCUUGAUGAGCUGAAGGGUGCCAGAAACCUGGAAACCGUGUACCUGGAGCGCAACCCCCUGCAGAAAGACCCACAGUACCGGCGGAAGGUCAUGCUGGCCCUACCCUCCGUGCGGCAGAUAGAUGCCACAUUCGUCAGGUUCUGAGUCCUCCUUGCUCCUCACCUGGUCCCUCUCCUCGAAAGAACUUCCCAGCCACGGUUUUUUAAUCUACCUAUUGCUCCUGAAGUCGUCACUAUACCAACAGUCACAACCCAAUGGCAAUAAUAAGGCACUGGUGGUAGUUGGCCUAUGAUGCCACACACCAUUUGGAGAUGCCAACACUAUUAAAUCUUGCCACGCGGUCUUCCUGGU